Messenger RNA from Haliaeetus leucocephalus (bald eagle), 2442 nucleotides. It is a transcript of the gene LPIN3, whose product is annotated as lipin 3. The record is from RefSeq and is a predicted model, not a curated record. NCBI's taxonomy places the organism in Eukaryota, Metazoa, Chordata, Aves, Accipitriformes, Accipitridae. Gene Ontology annotation, molecular function: phosphatidate phosphatase activity; transcription coactivator activity. Gene Ontology annotation, cellular component: nucleus. The transcript is spliced from 19 exons. Gene Ontology annotation, biological process: cellular response to insulin stimulus; fatty acid catabolic process; triglyceride biosynthetic process. The coding region runs from base 16 to 2442 and encodes 808 amino acids.
UUGCAGUCUCAAACAAUGAACUACGUGGGGCAGCUUGCCGAGACUGUCUUUGUCACAGUGAAGGAGCUGUACCGGGGUCUGAAUCCCGCCACCCUGACGGGCUGCAUUGAUGUGGUCGUGGUGAGGCAGCCUGAUAACUCCUUCCAGUGCUCCCCUUUUCACGUGCGUUUUGGGAAGCUGGGUGUGCUGCGCUCCAAGGAGAAGGUGGUCGACAUUGAAAUCAAUGGGGAGCCUGUGGACCUGCACAUGAAGCUGGGCGACAAUGGAGAGGCCUUCUUUGUCCAGGAGUCAGAGGAGAAUGAGGGCAGCAUCCCCUCCCGCCUCUGCACAUCCCCCAUCCCCACGGAGCAGAGCCCGGAGGAUGCCGCUCAGCCCUCUCAUGGGCAGGAGGCCUCCAGUGCUGAAGCGACCCUGCGCAAGAGGAGGCGACGCAGGAGGAAGCCCAAGCGGAAGGAGGUGGUGGACUCCGAGUUAGAAGGCUGCGAGGAGACCAAAAGCGAGAUGUCCGUGGAGGAGCCGUGCAAACUGCCAGCCCCAAGUGAUUCAGUGUAUUUCUCCUUUGCUGAUCUCCCUGAAGAAGAAACCAGGUCAUUGCAGUCCCCAGAGAUGCACCCUUACUCUGACGGGGAGCUGGCCUCUGUGGACAGCCCCACUCUGAGCCAUCCAUCUUCUCCCAAAAGUGACUCUGAGCUGGAGAUCAGGCCGCAGGAGAGUUUUGCUCUAGGGGCUGAAUCCCACAUGCAGUGGACCUGGGGAAGGCUCCCUCAGGAUGGGAAUGGCCACCCCAGACUGAAGGACAUCCCCAGUGCUGUGGGGGAAGAGAGCUUGUUGGAGGCCUCCUCAGCCCAACAAGAGAAACAGGAGGGAGGCAGAAGUGUUGUGCCAGACAUUCAGCCAGAUGUGGAGCCCUUCGAGGGAGCUGCAGGGGGCUUGGAGGCCCCUGAGCCCCAGCUGGAAAGUCAGAGGAGACAAGGAUCCAUCAAAAGAAGUCCUCACUUGGGUCCUAGUGACGUUUACCUGGAAGACCUCUCCCAGCUGGAUGAGGAGCAGGUGGCUCUCUAUUUCCCCAGGAGUGAUGCAGAGCAGAGUUCAAGGCCUGUGGCAGACCCCAGCAACCCCCUGUGUGUCCAGCUGCCAUCCGACUUGCCUGCCAACAGUCCCACGGACUCUGAUUCUGAUUUGAUGCCUGCGAUUGCCCUGUCGCUGUGCGGAGGCCUGGGGGGCAGCAGGCAGAUCUCCCGCGAGAAGUUCAUGAAGCACAUGGUGUCCUACCAGCAGUUUGCUGAGAAUCCAGGACUCAUCGAUGACCCAAACCUGGUGAUACUGAUCAACAAGAAGUAUUACAACUGGGCAGUGGCUGCUCCCAUGGUCCUGUCCCUGCAGGCUUUCCAGAGAAACAUUCCUGAGAGCACCAUUGACCAACUGGUGAAGGAGAAGAUGCCCAAGAAAGGCAGCAGGUGGUGGUUCUCCUGGAGGAGGAAAGAAUUCCCAGCAGAGGAGCAGCAGUCAAGGCCAGGGAAAGCCAACAUAGGGACGCUGCAGCCUGACUCUGCUCAGCAGAGGCAGGAGGAAGAGGGGUCAUCCAGUGACGAUGAGCCCCUGCACUCCAGGGACGUGUUAGCAAUGGAUGCCCCUACACAGAAAUCUCUGCCAACCUACAAGAAAUCCCUGCGGCUCUCCUCUGAACAAAUUGGGAAGCUGAAACUGCAGGAUGGCCCCAACGAGGUGGCGUUCAGUGUGACGACUCAGUACCAGGGCACGUGCCGCUGUGAGGCCACCAUCUACCUGUGGAACUGGGAUGACAAGGUGGUGAUCUCGGACAUCGAUGGCACCAUCACCAAGUCAGAUGCUCUUGGGCACAUCUUGCCGCAUCUGGGAAAAGACUGGACUCAUCAUGGGAUUGCUAAGCUCUUCCACAAAAUCCACCUGAAUGGCUACAAGUUCCUCUACUGCUCAGCCAGGGCGAUCGGCAUGGCACACAUCACCAAAGGCUACCUCAAAUGGGUCAACGAGCAAGGCUGUGCCCUCCCCAAGGGCCCCAUCCUGCUCGCCCCCAGCAGCCUCUUCUCCGCCUUCCACAGGGAGGUCAUUGAGAAGAAGCCAGAGGUGUUCAAGAUCGCCUGCUUGAUGGACAUCCAAAACCUGUUUGCCACAAAGCUGCCCUUCUACGCAGCCUUUGGGAACAGAGCGAAUGAUGUCUACGCUUACAAGCAAGUGGGCCUGCCGGAGAGCCGCAUAUUCACGGUCAACCCCAAGGGAGAGCUGAUCCAGGAGCUCAUGAAGAACCACAAGUCAACGUAUGAGCGGCUGUCAGAGCUGGUGGAGCUGAUCUUCCCUCCCCUGGGGCAGAGUGGGAGCAUCGCUCUGGUGUGUCCAGAGUACAGCCACUUUGCCUACUGGAGACCUCCACUGCCUGCUGUUGACUUGGAGGACUUCUCCUGA